UGCGCCCGGAGUCCUGCACGCUUAGCCUCGCUAGCCUAGCCGAAGCUAACUUACCACACCGGAGUUUAGGGUUUGUUUUUGUUCCUCCUGCAGCUGAUUCUGAUCAUUAAAACACCCGAGGAGACGCAGAAACACAGCAGAUAACCCCGUGUACCGGCGGGUCUGUUUUAGAACGGAUUUAUUGUGUAUGUGAUCGCUGAGGAGCAGUUAGACUGAACACCCGGUCUGCAGAGAGCAGUGAAGAGUGGGAUGGUGCUGCUUUGAGUUUGGCGCUUUCGGCUCGACCAUCAGGUAUGACAGACAGCGAGAACAUGUCGACUGGAGGAGACCUGAAGGCCAAGGAGCUCAGUGAAAAGAAGCAGGAUAAUGAGAAAAAGAAGAGGUCUCGGGUGAAACAGCUGUUGGCAGAUGUGAAGAAACAAGUGGAAUUCUGGUUUGAUGAUGUGAACCUUCACAAGGACAAAUUUUUACAGAACGUCAUUAGUAAAUCAAGAGAUGGUUAUGUUGACAUAUCUCUUCUAACAACCUUCAAUAAAAUGAAAAAGUUGACCACAGAUGUUAAACUAAUAGCGAGAGCUCUCACAAAUUCCUCUGUGGUAGAGGUUAAUCUCAAAGGAACUCAAAUAAGACGUAAAAAUCAACUGGGGGACAAACCUCAAGAUAUCGACAGCCGCACAGUAUAUGUGGAACUCCUGCCAAAAGAUGUGACCCAUGUUUGGAUAGAACGAGUGUUUAGCAAGUGUGGGAAUGUAGUGUACAUCAGUAUACCCAGGUACAAGAUUUCAGAGUCCCCCAAGGGCUUUGCUUUUGUGGAGUUUGAGACAGAUGCUCAAGCACAAAAAGCCAUAGAGAUGUUGAACAACCCUCCAGAGGAUGCUCCAAGGAAGGCAGGCAUUUUCCCAAAGUCUUUAACAGAUAAUCCUGUCCCUUUGUGUACAGCACAGGAUAGCACACAAGAUGAAGAUGAGGAUGGAAAGAAGAAGAAGAAGAAAAAGAAGAAAGCUCGCAGUGAACUGAAAGAGGAUUCCAUUGAAGAAAUGGCAGUUGAGAAGGUAAAAGAAAAAGAGCCUGUUGUUGAAGCUGAGGUGGCCAGUAAGAAAAGGAAAGCUUCGUCUGAGGGCACUGAGAAAGAGAGUGCCAAGGAGGCUAAGAAAUCAGAGAAGAAAAGGCGCCGAUCCCGUAGUUCAGAGGUGUCUGGUGUAGAGGGACAAGAAGAGAUGCCAGCCAAAAUGAGGAAAAUGGAAGAAGAGACGAGUGACACAAAAGAGAUAUCAUCUGAGAACAGUAAAGAAAAACAGGAGGAAGAUUGUAAAAAGGCAGAGAAAGACGACGCCUUAUUGAAAGCCAAGAGAAAGAGAAAGAAGAAGCAUAAGGAGAGACUGAAGAUUGAGGAAGAAGUCAUUCCUCUCAGGGUGCUCUCAAAGAAAGAAUGGUUGGAGCUGAAGCAGGAGUAUAUGACACUGCAAAAGCAUUGUAUGGCAGCUCUAAAGAAAAACAUGUCUGACAUCAAUCAGAAAACAAUGGAAUGUGACAAUCCAGAAAACAAGGAGAAAACCUGUGAUGAGAAUAAUCCUAAAACAGAAACAACAGGUCCUCAGUUUGAGAGUGGAGUCAUUGUCAAAAUCACCCACAGCCAGCCUUUGCCUAGCAGGAAAUUUGUCAAGGACACCCUGUCAGAAGUAUCUGCAGUAAAGUAUGUGGAUAUUCUUGAGGGAGAUGCUGAGGGUUAUAUACGCUUCAAUUCACCUGAGGAUGCCAAAGCAGUCGUUGCAGCACGUACUGAAUUCCAGAAGAAGCACAGCUGGAAACUGGAGAUCUUGACUGGUGACCAUGAGCAAAGGUACUGGCAGAAGAUUUUGGUGGAUCGGCAGGCAAAACUUAAUCGGUCAAGGGACAAAAAACGAGGCACUGAGAAGCUUAUUUGUAAGGCUGAGAAAAUCAUCAUCGCUCGGGCCAAAGAGGCAAACAAGCACAUAUUUUUUGAUGACUAGUGGUCUAAGAGAUUUUUAAUGAGUGCUGAACAUUUUUCAUUUUUUUAAGUGAUACUCCAUCUAAUUCAAUUCUUUACGUUUUAUUGUCGUUGUUAUUACAUUUAUUGUUUUGUCCUGUAAACAUGCUGGUUCAGAUUUGGCAAGAAUGUUGUAUAUAAGGUGUCCUGCUUUCCAUGUAAUUAGGCACGCAGGAGUGAACACGUUUAGAUUACUAAUGAUUUCCAAUUUGAUUGCAAGUUUUGAGUGAUGCAACAUUUUUUUAAAAUAAAUUAUUUUAAAUAAA
Molecule: messenger RNA, 2274 nt
Organism: Astyanax mexicanus (Mexican tetra)
Lineage: Eukaryota; Metazoa; Chordata; Actinopteri; Characiformes; Acestrorhamphidae
Gene: larp7
Product: La ribonucleoprotein 7, transcriptional regulator
Exons: 13
Coding region: 294-1991 (565 amino acids)
Biological process (GO): RNA processing
Cellular component (GO): nucleus
Molecular function (GO): mRNA binding
Source: RefSeq, a predicted model, not a curated record